AUGAAGGGCUUUCUGCCUACCAUCCCAUUUUCUGAUCCCAGAGCUGGAAUUCUGCCCCAGUACCCAACACUUUGGCCACAGACCUACCAAGGACUGGAGAUCUGUCUCUGAGGCUUCCCAUACAUCAUGAAGAGAAUAUUGUAUCCCAGCCAGGCACGUGUGUCUUUGAGUAUGUACAAAAGUUCCUACAUGGCUGACUACAAGGACUUCAGUAAUUAUAUACCCCAUCUGGAAAAUCCUGAGGAGCAACGGAGGGCUGAAGUUCAGUUACGGGAAAAAGAAUUUUGCCCAGCUGUUCCCACGUCUACACUGAAGCUGACGAAAGGAUACCCAGCUUUCAGCGAUGGCCAAAUGACAACAAGAGAACUAGAGCCCUGUGCCUUCUCUCAGGAACAAGCCCAGAAGGCCCCUCAGGCACAGACCAGAAUCGGCCCUAGUGAUUACCAUCGUUCCUUGGACCCGAGAAAGAUCCCAGAUUUCAAAACUAGGUAUCAGCCUAAGAUAUUUCCAAAGCCCAUAGUGCUUGAUUAUCCACUUCCUGAGAUUGGUGAACACAGUGAACCGAAUGACACACAAUUCCCUUCAGAUCAGAAAGCUCUCCCGUUUCGAUGGGGACCCUUGGAACCAUUUUACCUAUAGUAACCUUGAGAGUCCAACAGAAAGCCAGUAGGAGAGAAUA
This is a messenger RNA of Trichosurus vulpecula (common brushtail), 679 nucleotides long. It is a transcript of the gene SPMIP9, whose product is annotated as testis expressed 37. The transcript is spliced from 4 exons. The record is from RefSeq and is a predicted model, not a curated record. Lineage: Eukaryota; Metazoa; Chordata; Mammalia; Diprotodontia; Phalangeridae. Gene Ontology annotation, cellular component: cytoplasm.